Messenger RNA from Scedosporium apiospermum, 1560 nucleotides. RefSeq names its product C2H2 transcription factor. The record is from RefSeq and is a predicted model, not a curated record. Bases 1 to 1560 code for a protein of 519 amino acids. NCBI's taxonomy places the organism in Eukaryota, Fungi, Ascomycota, Sordariomycetes, Microascales, Microascaceae. The transcript has 2 exons.
AUGUACUCCCUUGCACAAACAGGACCAUCGGACCAUCUUGGUUCGCCAUGGGUUAGUGCCGGGGAUGGACAGCACAUGAAUGAUUUCCCAGGACAUUCCGUGGAUGCCGAGGAUUAUUCCCUUGCUGUCUAUGGAGCUCCCACGCCUCCCCAUGGAACCGAAUUGGAUUUGACCGAGGAGUUCCGGAAUAAGUGCGCUUCCCCGCGCUCAGAGUCUGUGAAGAGGUUAUCAUCUCGCAGCCCCGGAAUUUCCUCAAAGCGGAGGAAUACCAAAUCUAGCGGCGUCUCCAAGACCCAGGCGAGACUCGCACCAGCCCCGACAUCAUCAAGGAUGUCUAGCGCAGGCUUGACAGGUAAUGCUAUGUCUUUCCAGAACACUAAUGGCCACUUCACGGGCUUGAACCAGCCCCUAUUCCAGGAACCGGAACAGGCAGACACCCUCUCCCACAUGUACUAUCAGGAUUUCUCCGGCCUUGAGUUUGGCAUGGCCUCAGUGACCGGAAUGCCCUUCCCCGAACUUAGCAAUCCCCUGCACGUUGAUCCCACCCACAUGCAGUUUGACCCAGACACCAGUCUCACUGCUACCUCCACUCCCCGUUCCUGGAAUGCCACUUACACCCCUCCCCACUCGCCCCAAAAUGCGGAGGAGACCUGGUACCAGCCAUCUCUCGGUUCCUCAUCAGAGAGCGCGGGAUCUUCGCCCUCUGAUUACGGUAUGGGACAGACCUACUCCCUUGGUCAGGAUCUUGCCCUCCAGGGACUCGGCGGUAAUGGCGAUAUCUCUGCCAUUGGCCGCGAUGAUUCCUUCGUAGUCUCCACCGGGCCCGCUCGCCGAUCUAGGUCUGAAGGUGAGACCGCAAGGGACCACGACCUCUACAAGAAUGCCGCCCCUCAAGCGGAUGGCCUUUUCCAUUGUCCCUGGGAGGGAACCGCAGAGUGCCACCACAAGCCUGAGAAGCUGAAGUGCAACUACGACAAAUUCGUCGACUCUCACCUUAGGCCCUACCGCUGCAAGGUAGAGUCGUGCGCUGAAGCCCGCUUCUCUUCCACCGCCUGCCUUCUCCGACAUGAGCGCGAGGCCCACAGGAUGCACGGCCACCAGGCUUACAACUGCACUUACAAGGGAUGCGAACGCUCCCUCGAGGGUAAGGGAUUCCCCAGGGCCUGGAACCUUAAGGACCACAUGAGGCGUGUCCACAACGACCAUGGCACUGGUCCCAGCUCCGGAUCCCAGCGCGGAACUGAGGAUCAAACCAAGGCCCGAAGGAAGAGCAAGACCUCGACCUCUGCCAGCAGCAGCCGCAAGUCCUCCAAGUCCAUGCCUACGGUCGAUCACGCUGCCGAUGAAGCCAUGGACCGAAGGCAGCAGGACUACAUGGCGUGGGACGACUACUACAAGUCCCUCCAGGGUGCCGUUCAGCAACUCGGCAAGCCCGCGGAUAUCGAGGCUGGCAGGCAGCUCAAGAAGGCCCAGGAAUACCUCAACCAAAUGUCCUCGGUGUUUGACCGUAUCCACCCCAAGGCCGCUGGUUCUUCUCGCCGCCACACUCUUGGAGAUUGA